Molecule: messenger RNA, 3300 nt
Organism: Puntigrus tetrazona (Sumatra barb)
Lineage: Eukaryota; Metazoa; Chordata; Actinopteri; Cypriniformes; Cyprinidae
Gene: afg2a
Product: spermatogenesis associated 5
Cellular component (GO): cytoplasm
Molecular function (GO): ATP binding; ATP hydrolysis activity
Source: RefSeq, a predicted model, not a curated record
CAGAAGCGAGCCGAGCCGGCGGAGACAGCCCCGAGCACCGGCGACAACCGGCGGAGCACAGAAGAGACCCGGCGGAACCCGGCGGACAUCGUCCAGCUCACCGUGACACUAAACGAGAAGUCCAGCCGUAAUAACUCCGUGCGUGUUUUACGGUAACCGAAGGGGCGGAGCUGAACUCACACCCGGAAGUUUACAUUCACACGUGCGCUCUGUGUGUGUGUGUGUGUGUGAGGGUGUGUGUGUGUUGAACGCACACCGAGCAUCAUCAUGUCAUCGAGCAAAGGAAAAGGCAGAGGGAAGAAGAGACCGAGUGAAGGAGAAGGAGAGCGGUCGCUCAGCGAGGAGCCGGACUCCAGCGGGGCUCUGACCGUCACGGACUUCACAGACAGAGCUGAAGAUAAAGCCCCUCAGCGAUGGCGGUCAUAUCUGGCUCAGAUGAGUGUGAACACCAUGAAGACUCUGAACAUCUGCAUCGGACGACCUGUCCUGAUCACCAGCAGCACACGACAGCAGCAGGUGUGUGUGGCGUGGCCGGCGGCUCAGUUUCCCAGCAGGCGUGUGGGUCUUCAGUUCAGUGUUCAGUCCGGUCUGAGGGUGAGGUCAGGGUCAGUGGUCAGUCUGCAGCCGAUCACCGGAGCCGUUCUUCAGGCCGAACACCUGCAGCUGACCCUCAGUCCUGAAGACAAACUGCUGAAUACGGAGGAGUUCAGGAACUAUCUUCUGCGGACGCUGGACGGCCGGGUUCUUCUUCCGGGCGGCUCGGUGUGCGUCUCGUAUUUCGGGCGUCAGUGUGUUCUGGCCGUGGAUUCGGUGACGGGCGUCGACGGUCAGACUCUGAGACGCUCGGACACGGUCUCUGUCGAUCUCGCCUCGCGACUGGAGGAGCUGUCCAUCCAGCAGAGCACACCUGAGCGACCACAUGACCCCUCACCUCUGACCCCGGGUCGGUCACAUGACCCCUCAACCCCGACCCCGGGUCGAUCACAUGACCCCUCAACCCCGACCCCGGGUCGAUCACAUCAAACAUGACCCCUCACCUCUGACCCGGGUCGAUCACACGACCCCUCACCCCUGACCCCGUGUGAGGUGUCCUUCACAGACGCUUCUCUGUUGGAGGGGUCUGGACGCUCGUCCACGGACACCUUCUACUGUGUUUCUAGUUCUUCUACGCUGAGUCUAUGUGACCCCAGCGAGCCGGAGGAGGUAGAGGAGGGGUCAAAGGUCACGUACAGUAUGAUCGGCGGCCUCAGCGGUCAGCUGCAGGUCAUCCGGGAGACCAUCGAGCUGCCGCUCAAACACCCGGAGCUCUUCAGGAACUAUGGGAUCCCGCCCCCUCGAGGGCUGCUGCUGUAUGGGCCGCCCGGCACGGGGAAGACCAUGAUUGGACGAGCCGUAGCCAAUGAAGUGGGAGCUCACAUGAGCGUCAUCAACGGCCCCGAGAUCAUGAGCAAGUUUUAUGGAGAAACUGAAGCAAGAUUAAGACAGAUUUUCACACAGGCCUCACAGAGGCAGCCUGCCAUCAUCUUCAUCGAUGAGUUAGACGCUCUGUGUCCGAGGAGAGAAGGAGCUCAGAACGAGGUGGAGAAGCGUGUGGUGGCGUCGCUGCUGACUCUGAUGGACGGGAUCGGAUCGGAGGGUCACAGCGGUCAGCUGCUGGUUCUGGGAGCCACUAAUCGUCCUCAUGCUCUGGACCCGGCUCUGAGACGACCCGGCCGCUUCGAUAAGGAGCUGGAGAUCGGCGCAGACGGCCGCCUUGAGAUCCUGCAGAAGCAGCUGCGCUCCGUGCCGUGUUCGGUCAGCGCCGAUGACCAGCGGGAGAUCGCCGACGCAGCACACGGAUACGUGGGAGCUGACCUCACCGCCGUCUGCAAAGAAGCUGGUCUUCACGCACUGAGGAGGGUUUUAGGAUCCGAACCCGCUCUCUCUGAUAGGGAGGUGAUGAACAGCGUAAAGGUCACGACCUCUGACCUGAGGCUGGCCAUGACCGAGGUCAAACCCAGCGCAAUGAGAGAAGUGGCCAUCGACGUGCCCAAGGUUCGGUGGAGUGACAUCGGUGGGAUGGAGGAGGUGAAGCUGGCCCUGAAGCAGGCGGUCGAGUGGCCCCUGCGGCACCCAGAGGCCUUCCUCAGGCUGGGGAUAACGCCACCUAAAGGUGUGCUGCUGUACGGACCCCCGGGAUGCUCCAAAACCAUGAUCGCUAAAGCACUAGCCAACGAGAGCCAGCUCAACUUCCUGUCUAUCAAGGGUCCGGAGCUGCUGAGUAAAUACGUGGGAGAAUCCGAGCGAGCGCUCCGAGAGGUUUUCCGGAAGGCUAGAACAGUGGCUCCAUCUAUCGUUUUCUUCGAUGAGAUCGACGCUUUAGCAGCUGCGCGAGGAAGCUCUGGUCAGUCGGGCGGCGUCGCUGACCGAGUGCUGGCUCAGCUGCUGACCGAGAUGGACGGAAUCGAGCAGCUUAAAGACGUCACGGUUCUCGCCGCAACCAACCGACCUGAUAUGAUUGACAAGGCUCUGAUGCGUCCCGGCCGUCUGGACCGUGUUAUUUUCGUGCCGCUGCCAGACGCAGACACCCGCAGGGAGAUCUUCACGCUGCAGUUCAGGAGCAUGCCCAUCCAUCCCAGCGUGCACCUGGAGGACCUGGUGACCCGGACGGAGCAGUACUCCGGGGCAGAGAUCACGGCCGUGUGCAGAGAAGCGGCUCUACAGGCGCUGCAGGAGAACAUCUCGGCUGAACACGUGAGCGCCGGACACUUCUCCAGCGCGCUGACCGCCGUCAGACCCCGCGUCCCUCACACACUCCUGAAGAUCUACAGCAGCUACCAGCAGAACCUGACACACACUCAGUAAACACUGCGGACCUGUGUGUGUGUGUGUGUGUGUCUGGUCUCAGAGGCGUUUGAGAUCCAUAAAGCUUUUAUUUGAUGACGGAGCAGUGUUUUAUGGUUUGUUCUGUAAAGCGUCUGGCGGUCAGUGACCUGCUCUUCUCUUUCAGGAAGACCCAGUCGUUUAUUUGAGGCAUGACUUGUCACAGGAGAACAUUAAACCCCACGAAUAAACGCUGCAUCCCCGUAGAGGAGAACGAUUGCUUUCAUUUACUUGAACCCAGAACCUAAAACACCCCUAAACAAAACCUGACGUCGAUUAUUUUUUGACUUUUUGUAACAGCAUUUUCAGAUUAGCAUCAAAACGGUGAAAUAAAGUGAGGAUUUCUAAAACUGUGUGAAAGCUGACAAAAAUGAGAAAUGAUAACUGAAAUAUUACUAAAACAUGCUAAAUUUAAAUAAAAAUUAAUGGCAAUUGAAA